Ilyonectria robusta is the source of this 3291-nucleotide messenger RNA. RefSeq lists its product as uncharacterized. Gene Ontology annotation, biological process: regulation of transcription by RNA polymerase II. Gene Ontology annotation, cellular component: SWI/SNF complex; nucleus. The transcript has 2 exons. NCBI's taxonomy places the organism in Eukaryota, Fungi, Ascomycota, Sordariomycetes, Hypocreales, Nectriaceae. Bases 1 to 3291 code for a protein of 1096 amino acids. Gene Ontology annotation, molecular function: transcription cis-regulatory region binding. The record is from RefSeq and is a predicted model, not a curated record.
AUGAGCGCCUGGAUGAACGACGCCGUCCCCAACCACAAUGGCAACGGCUUCCCACACAUGAACGACCCCAACGCUGCCGGUGCCAUGAUGGAUCCUUCCGCUUUCAUGGCUAACCAGGCCCAAUUCAAUCCUGCCCAGUUUCCCAAUCAGCAGCAGAUGGCAGCCGGAAUGGCUAACGGCCCCGGCCCCAUGCGCAAUGCCUCGCCUUCUUUCCAAAACCCCGUCUAUCAAACAAACUCGGUGAUUCCAUCAAAACGCCCUCGUCCUCGCGAAGACAGUCUUGCAGGCUCGCCGAGACAGAAUCCCGGAAUGGUGCCGACGUCGCGUUCCGAGACGCCACAACAACAAUCCUUUCCUGGCUUCCAGCCCGGCGCGGUAUCUCAGCAGAACCCGGGCCAAUUCUCCCAUCUCCAGCCGAACGGCUCAGCCAACGCGAGUCCCUCUCCGAUCAUGGGCAAUCAAAUGCGACCAGGUAGUGUUCCUCAGAGGGUCGCGACCGCGUCGCCGCAUCCUUUCUCGCCGAGCGCGCAACAGUUCGCCCCUCAAGCAUCGCCAAUCCCCUCCGAGCACGGCACUCCUCAGCCGAAUCCAUACAUGCAAAACAUGCCUCAGGGCUUCAACCCGAACUUCGCUCCAUCUCCUUCGAAUGCGCGACCGUCGCCGAACCCGAACGCGAUGGCUGGUGGCCAGAUGAUGCCGCAGCAGAUGGGUCAAAUGCCGCAACACAUGGCUCAGAUGCAAAACAGCAUGUAUCCGCCUCAGAUGCAGCAGGCUCAACAGCAGCAGCAGCAACAACAACAGCCGCAGCAAGCCCAGCAGCAGUCUCAACAACCUCAACCGCAGAACCCGAACCAGCAACAGCCGACACCUCAACAACGCGCCCAAGGCCUGACCGACCAACAAAAGAUGGCCGCCUACCAGAUGCGAUUGCAGCAGCAACUUCAAGGCAAUGCCCAGAUUCAGGCUCAGAUGCAGGCGCAAAACAUGGGCCGAGGGAUGAUGCCUAAGCAGCAGAUGCCUGGUAUGCCUAAUGGGCAGAUGCCGCAAGGAGCUAUGAGGCCGCAGCAGAGAGUGAUGGCAAAUGUGAACCCGGAGCAAUUCAUGAAGAAUCUGUCGGCAUUAAUGAACGCCAAGGGUCUUCCACUCGAUCCUAACCCGAUGGUGGGAGACCGUCCCGUGAGCUUGAUGGUGCUCUUCCAGGCAGUCCAAAGCAAGGGAGGCUACAAGCCCGUAACGGCUGGUAAUGCGUGGCCUCACAUCGCUCAGAUUAUUGGACUGCCACCGCAAAUUCCCACAGUUCCCCAAACGCUGAAGCAGAUUUAUGAGCGCAACCUGUACAAAUUCGAAGAGGCACAGGCACAGGCCCAAGCUCAAGCUCAAGCCCAGGCCCAAGCACAAGCACAAGCACAAGCACAGGCACAGGCACAAGCCCAAGCCCAGGCUCAACAGGCUCAGGCGCCUCAACCUCAGCAACAGCAGCAGCCUCCGCAUCAGCAAAAUGCCAAUAUGGGACCGCAAGCAACACCACAGAAGCAGAUGCAACUUGGCCAACAUAUGAACCAAGGCCCCAUGGUGCAGCCUGGCCAACCGCCGCAGAUGCAGCAGACCCCUAUGAAGCAGAUGCAACCAGGCCAACCUCCCGUGAACGGCUUUCCGACGCCUCAACAAGCCAACGCGGUCAUGCCAGGUCACAACCGGAACAAUUUAUCGCAAGUAAUAGAUGCAUCUGGCGUGAACGAAUUUGCUGCCCUCUCUUCCCCGGCCCCGCGCCGGAUUGGAAGUAUGUCCCAAAGCGAUGGACGCCAGGCUGCGGUACAACCGGGGGUCGCCGUUGAGCAGCGAAUGCCACGCCUUGGCCCCCAGUCAGACCAGUACAGCCCAUGUUCCCGCGAGCUUUCGACAUAUGGAGGAGUCGACCUGAGCGCAUUUAGCAAGCUUGGUGCUGAGCUGGAGAGGUGGAAACCGGACAUUCCUCCGAUUCAAGAGUUGGGCAACAUCGAUAUCAGUGCCCUUACCCGGAGCUUGCAAAGUGGAAUACACGGCGAAGUUCGCCUUGCCCUCGACACCUUGGCUGCUCUCUCUGUUUCUCCCAACCAAAAUCACUUUCUUCAGCUCAGAUACUGUGAUGAUCUAGUUGACGCGCUUAUCGAAUGCGCCGAGGACCAGGUCGACAUGUUGGCUGAGCAUACUGUUGAAGUCUCCGACGAAAUCCAGCUGACGUGCUACGAGGACGUUGUGAGGGCUUGCCGUAUUGAACGAUUCGCGGUUAAAGACAUUCCCGUCUUUGGUACUGCGGAGUACGAGCUAGAUCGCGCAGUCGACAGGCUAAUAUGCGUCACGACUAUUCUUCGCAAUGUCUCGUUCCCCGGUGACCAAAACGACAAUCACGGCGUGCUUGCGGAUGAGCUUGUCAUCAAGUUUAUCUGCGUGCUCAUCCGAUACCUCGGAACUCGCACCAUGCUGCUACGGUCGCAGGCCAAUACUCUGGAUCUGAUGAAGGAUCUUGUUGUUCUCCUUUCCAAUAUUGCUGGUUCGGUGGAAAUACCCGGCCGUGAACAGGCCCUCUGUCUUUUGCAAUUUCUCCUUACGUUUGCCCCGGCCCCUAACCCUACGAUCUCUGAAGGCACACUCUACUUCACACCCUACGAGCCUAGUCUUCAUGCUUACCUGCCUCACGCCGUUGAUGCUUUGGCUAAGCUUCUUGCUCGUGAUGAGCCAAACCGAACCCACUAUAAGACUGUCUUCGCUCUGGAUUCUAACAGCACUCCGGCUUACGAGCUUCUUACACGGGCGUUUGCCCUCGCCAUCUCGCCGUUGCCCGACAAGGGCAAAGAGCGCAGCCGACCAUCUAGCUUUCCCUCUCUUGUGGAAGUGCGGAAACCUUUCCUGAUGCAAGGACUGUUGUCCGCCGAAAUCCUGGCUUCAAUAGCACCUGGCCAUGAUGCUGGCGUUGCUAAGGCUUGGCUGACGUGCGGAAACGGCCUCGCACACACUCUGUAUAAGAUGAUCCGGGAGCUCAGCCAGCUAUACGAGCAGCCUCAGGGUCAUGGAGGACCUCGCGCCCCGCCUCGAAAGGACCCAGAGCUGGUGUACAUUGUUGUGGUGACAGUCUCAUUGCUGAGGAGACUAGCAGAGAAGUCCAGAGAUCCCAACGAUCUGACAUCGUCCCUUCCGGCAAAUACCGUACCGGCACCACAGGCCCUCCUUGACUCGUUGUCCAUGCCUGCGCCGGAGUGGGCCAAGGAUGAUGUUCUCCAACAACUCACAACCUUUUUCAACCUGGGCAAAUAA